UUGCUCAUUGUAUCGAACGAUGUCUACGUAUGUAUGUAUCUCUGAUUCAGUGACAAUCGCUCCGGCGACGAGAAAUAUCUGCGGGUCACCUGAUUUGAGUGGAGUAAUGGCGUCUGGGAUCGUCGGAGGAGGUGGAUCCUUGUCGGAGGUAUAUAGCAGUGCGAAAAGGAUUCUACUCAGGGCUCGCGACGGAAUCGAGAAGCUGGAGAGGUUCGAGUCCGCUGCUCCUAUGGAUUCUUCCGAUCUGUCCUCCUCCGUGAAACGAGACAUUACUGAGGUCCAAUCUCUCUGCUCUAACAUGGACAGUCUCUGGCGCUCAAUCUCUGUUAAAUCCCAGCGCGAUCUCUGGAGAAGAAAGACUGAACAAGUAGGAGAAGAGGCCGAGUAUCUGAACCAAAGUCUGGAAAAAUACAUGUGGAGGAAUCAGAAAAGGAUGUUGGAAGCUAAAGAGAGAGCGGAUUUGUUAGGGAGAAGAAGCGGAGAGGGAGCUCACAUAUUGCAGAUAUUUGAUGAGGAGGCUCAAGCAAUGAGCUCUGUGAAGAACUCAAAGAGAUUGCUAGAAGAUUCAUAUUCAAGUGGAGUUGCUAUCCUCUCCAAAUAUGCUGAACAAAGGGAUCGCUUAAAGAGGGCACAACGUAAAGCUUUGGAUGUUCUGAACACCGUAGGGCUCUCCAACUCUGUGCUGAGGCUCAUCGAGAGGCGAAACCGUGUUGACACAUGGAUCAAAUACGCCGGUAUGAUCGCAACAAUUGUCAUAUUGUAUCUGUUCAUAAGAUGGACACGCUAAACCUGAAGGAAAAUAAUGGAAUGGCUUUAGUUACACAGAUUGUAUGUAGAGAGAGAGUUAUGUGACUUCUUGUGCUUGGUUGGGUAAAAGGAUGCAUUUUGUUUUGUUUAUGGCUCUUGCAACAUAGUUCAUCAAGUUUGAGAUUAUCAAAGUAGUACCCAUUUUCUCCAUUUCCUUAACAGAGUUUUGUGAUGUCUCAUGGAUUGUGGAUUGGAUAAAAAACACAGAGCGUUUAAAUGUGUUGAUUUUUAACCUUAAACAAAACUCUAUCUAAGAUCAAAUUUGAUAUGUAAAAUUAUAUAUGAAAGAUAAUUU
Thlaspi arvense is the source of this 1102-nucleotide messenger RNA. Lineage: Eukaryota; Viridiplantae; Streptophyta; Magnoliopsida; Brassicales; Brassicaceae. The record is from the annotation of a GenBank genome assembly.